UCAAACUGAUUUCCCAGUAGAAGAAUCUCAAGAAUUUCAAUUGGUAUUAUGCGAGUCAUACAUGCGCGCAUAUCCGAUUAUUCUUUUACCAAUGACGCCGAAUAUAAUCAAGUCAAUGCCUCUUAAAUAUAACAUUGCGUCACUGAUAGAGCCUAAACCUUCGAUGGAGGUCUCAGUCAGCAGCCUUUAGCGACCCAUCAAACCUGAUGAUGCGUAAAUCGCACGCGCGGAGGGUCGACGUGUCGCAAGUGGAAAUUGGAGGCUUUCUCGCGAAGAUCGGUAUUAGUUGGUUUGCAAGGUCGGCGUGAUUGAGCCGAUAUGCUGUAUGAUACGGAUUAUUCUUCCCGCGUCAUCAGUUAAUUCAUACCGAAAUGACGACAGAAUAUACGCACGAGAUAAUGCGAUCUUCCAGCUCCAUAUUUACUUCGAUCCCAAAUAAUGUCAGAGGCAAUAAAUACAAUAAAUGCAACAGCAAGUAAUCGGAUGAUGAAUUGACAAUAGAUCUCUUUAAAAAUAACAAAUAAGAAUAAGAAUUGGCAGAACUUUUAAAUCAAAUUUAAAUCGAUGGAGUCUUUUCCGUAUGGAAAAGACGGAGUCUUUCUCGGUAGCUCUGUGAGAGUAGAACUAGAACGAACAAAGAAAUGAGGAAAAAGAAAAAUGGAAGGUCAAGAAGAUGCAAUGUAUUAUAUCUCAGAAGAAACAAGUAUUGAUAAAAGAAGAAGAAGAAGAAGAAGAAGAAAAAGAAGAUCAAGUGAUGCAGAAGAAGUGGGAGAACAUGGACUACGUGCAGGCUUUCAGAAUCAACGAUACGAAACGUUACAUUACACGCACAUACACGCGACAAUACUGUGCCAAUGUGGGGUUGACAAUUGUCAGUGACAAAAUUUCGAAGAAUCCUUGCCGAAUACGGUUGAUUGUUCUACGAAGGAAAAGGAACACGAAGGAAGGGAGGAAUAAACAAGAGCGACGAGAUCCCAGCUUGUACAUUCCUCGGAGCAUCCCACGAAGAUCGGGAUGUCAUCGGACUGAUACCGGUAUCAUGGCAGCCGAUCUCUAUGCGAAUGGCUCUUUAAAGUCAACGUCCGCCAGGGCCGUAGGUCGCAGCAUGGGACAACGCAAAUCGGGCGCCCUGGGCGCCGCGGCGCCGAUGUCGACGGAGGAAGAGCAGCUGAAGUUUCAAGACAGCAGAUUUCUGGCGACUUUGGUGCUUGGCAGAAGUAGGAGGAUCUCGCCAGACGUGCUGCCAUCGUGCUCGCCCGGCGUGUUUCGUCAGAAGUCAUUUCGCUCGUCCACAUCCACGCCGUCCGUGCCGUCGAAGGUGCCGCCGGUGGCAACGUUGCCGCCAACCACCCGAAACAGUCGAGGCGCACCUGCUUCCGCGACCAACGAUCGCUGCGCUUCUCGCGCGGCCACCCCCACUGCCUCCAUCCCAACCGUCGCCGCCGCCGCCGCAGCCGUUUCACCACGUGACGGCAGCUCGCGGACUGUCAGCACCGCUUCGCUGUCGUCGCUGUCGCUGUCGCGGGGCGCCCGAGCAGCCAGUAAGCACGCGCGCCUCGGUACGGCACUGGCCAGCAAAAUGGCGACCGCGAGCACUUCCACGGUUGUGCAAGGCUGGCCGAAUACCAAGGACGAUUACGAGCUGAAGGAGGUUAUCGGAGUUGGAGCGACAGCUGUAGUGCACGCGGCGUUUUGCAUUCCACGACAGGAAAAAUGCGCGAUCAAGCGAAUAAACUUGGAAAAAUGGAAUACAAACAUGGACGAGCUAUUGAAAGAGAUACAGGCGAUGUCUUCUUGCAAUCACGAAAACGUCGUGACGUACUACACAUCGUUUGUGGUGAAAGAGGAACUUUGGUUGGUCUUAAGAUUGCUAGAAGGUGGAUCUCUGCUGGAUAUCAUCAAGCAUAAAACCAGAACCACUAAUUGCAAGCAUGGAGUAUUCGAUGAGGCCACUAUAGCUACAGUACUUCGAGAAGUACUCAAGGGACUUGAAUAUUUCCACAGUAACGGACAGAUACACAGGGACAUAAAAGCGGGUAAUAUCCUACUAGGCGAGGAUGGCACAGUGCAGAUCGCCGAUUUUGGUGUCAGCGCGUGGCUCGCGACCGGACGUGACUUGAGUCGGCAGAAGGUUCGGCACACCUUCGUCGGUACGCCUUGUUGGAUGGCGCCCGAGGUCAUGGAGCAGGUGAGAGAGGACCAUGGCUACGAUUUUAAAGCCGAUAUAUGGUCACUUGGCAUCACGGCGAUCGAGAUGGCAAGCGGCACGGCGCCGUAUCACAAAUAUCCCCCGAUGAAGGUCUUGAUGCUGACGCUGCAAAACGAUCCGCCGACUUUGGAUACCGCUGCGGAUGACAAGGACCAAUACAAAGCAUACGGAAAAACAUUCCGAAAAAUGAUUGUCGACUGUUUACAGAAAGAUCCUACUAAGAGACCAACAGCUACUGAGUUGUUAAAACAUCCCUUUUUUAAAAAAGCCAAAGAUAAAAAAUAUCUACAGCAAACGUUAGUUGCGAUUGGACCCAGUUUAGAAACACGUGUACAAAAGGCGUCAAAAAGACAACCUGGCACGUCGGGUCGUUUGCAUCGAACGGUGACCGGAGAAUGGGUCUGGUCGGAAGAAGAAAACAACGGUGACUCGAGCAGUGAUGAGUGCAAAGAAACGUUACCGGUCAACACAAUCGAAAAGACCAGCAGCGACGAAGAAGCUGGCGAGCCUGACGAAUUUUAUGGUCAAAUUAGGGUAGCACCGAGCCAAAUGGCUUUGCCAGAAACCGGACAAAAUACGCCUAUAAACUUGGUGCUUAGAUUACGAAAUGAAAAACGGGAGCUAAAUGAUAUUAGGUUCGAUUUUACUGUUGGAGUUGACUCUGCACAAGGUAUCGCAGCGGAAUUAGUUGCUGCGGGCUUGGUUGACGGCAAGGACAUUGUAGUGAUAGAAACCAAUCUAAAAAAAUUGAUAGAGAGUGGAGGACAAUUGCGAACAGUGACAUUUUCCUUGAACACUGGUUAUGCGAUGAACGAAAUACCAGAUGACAAGGCGUUAAUAGGAUUUGCUCAGAUCUCCAUCACUGAAUAAAAAUCUCAAUUGCGUUCUGAAUUCUCGGGCUAAUGUUCUUAAUUGAUACAUUCGCCAAGAUCCAGAGAGUAUCAAAAGCUAAUGAAUCGGCUAAAUACUAUUUCUCAAGCUAUUUUAGGAUAAACUCUAGAUAGUAAAAAGAAAGUCUCGGCACAUGCAAACAUAUAAAAACAUAGGAGUUGCUUGUAAUGUCGUUACCGUUACUAUUGCUUUCUUAUAAUAACGGUUUAAUAAUAAUAAAUUGUAAAUAACAUUACAAUUACACUCAUAAUGGUAAUGAUAGCGUCAUUAGAAAAGUCACUUUUAAAAAAUAACUCGUUACUGCACACAUUACGCAUUACUUAUUAAAAAAAGUGUAUCAGUAACUCAUUACUUUACUCGUUACGUAUCGAGUAAAACAUGUUACUAAUGCGUUGCUCAUUAUGUAACAAUUAAAGUACCGAGUUAUUUUUUUCAAUGAAUAAUGAAUAACAAUAACGGAUCACUUCUAAAAACUCAAUAAAAAUGAUUGUUUCCAAGUUUGGCGUUACUCACAAGAAUAAUUGUAACGUCAUUAUCAAAUCAUUUAUUAUAAAAAAAUAACGAUAAUAAAAAUAACGGCAUUACAAGUAAUGCGUUCCUUUCCAUCUCUACAAAACGUAAAUUAAUCUGAUCAAUAAAUGUUUGUCAGCAGGGGUCUUAGCUUUUGAUAUUUUCGCUUCUUUCAGAUUCUAAUAUAUAGUUGAUUGCAAGGCGUAGAUCAGUGCUCGCAAAGAUUUGCACAUUUCGGGCUGAUUCCGGCACGCUACCUCCACUACCGCUCGAGGCUCGCCGAGCGCUCAUGUGACGCUCUGGCUCAGAAGCAUCUCUGCAACUUAAACGUGCGUACCUUAUGUUAUUAAAGAAUAUUUUUCUUGCAAAAUAAUUUUUAUUUUCUUAAAAAAAUCAAAUAUUAAAU
Acromyrmex echinatior (Panamanian leafcutter ant) is the source of this 4016-nucleotide messenger RNA. RefSeq names its product serine/threonine-protein kinase OSR1. Gene Ontology annotation, molecular function: ATP binding; protein serine/threonine kinase activity. Gene Ontology annotation, cellular component: cytoplasm. The record is from RefSeq and is a predicted model, not a curated record. Lineage: Eukaryota; Metazoa; Arthropoda; Insecta; Hymenoptera; Formicidae. Gene Ontology annotation, biological process: protein phosphorylation.